This is a messenger RNA of Oppiella nova, 343 nucleotides long. Lineage: Eukaryota; Metazoa; Arthropoda; Arachnida; Sarcoptiformes; Oppiidae. The record is from the annotation of a GenBank genome assembly.
UGAGUAAUUUGUGUGAAUUGAACGCAAACUGUGAGACAAUUUGUGACCACAUUUGCAGCACGAGAUGGACACCAGUUUGGUCACCGAUUGUAUGGACAACGAAGAGGAAUAUUACCACCGAUUGGAACAGAUUCUUGUACAGAACCAGAGUCUCAGAAAGCAGAUGCAAACGAGUGGUAAAGUAACAGAUAAUGGGAAUAACAUUCCUCUGGAUCCUUGCCAUGUGUGGACACUCGAGAGGAUUGAGAGUUUGGUCGCCAACUCUGCCACCGAUUGUCAGCAACUGAUCCACACUAACACCAUAAUUUAAGCAAAAGUGAUAAAACACUGCAAGAGAUGACAC